Rotaria sordida is the source of this 391-nucleotide messenger RNA. NCBI's taxonomy places the organism in Eukaryota, Metazoa, Rotifera, Eurotatoria, Philodinida, Philodinidae. The record is from the annotation of a GenBank genome assembly.
GACACAAGCAUCCAUAUCGAUUAAAACAUGGUCAUCAUUUACUGAAGCUGUUCUAAAAGUUUUUGGAUCAACAAAAAUACAAGAAUUAGCAUUCGAACAAUUAAAAUGGUACAAACAAACAGUUAAUCAACCUGUUAGGCAAUAUUAUGAUAAAAUUAUAGAACUGUGCAAAAAAGUUGAUCCAGCUAUGCUUGAUUCAUUGAAAUUAAAAUAUUUAAUGGCUGGUAUAAGAGAAUCAUUAAAAUUACAUGUUGCUUUACAGAAUCCAAAGACAACUAAUGCAUUUUUAUCGCUCGCCAGAAAAAUUGAAGAUACAUUAUCAUUUACUACUACAGAUAAUGAAAUGCAACAAAAUGAAAUUAACAUCAAUACUACCACUAUUCAAAAAUAA